CAUUCGGAACAAAUUGGAAGUGCGAAAUUGCGAUCUCUCAUAGUUUUUUUUUUACAUAGUUGCGAAAUAGUUAUAUGUAAACAAAUUUGUAAAAGUUUUUGAACUGUAAGAGUUUCGUCAGUGUAUUUGAAUUGAUUAGAAGCAGAUUAUUUAUUCGAAUCAUAAUGAAAAGCUUACUCGUAGUUUCUAUAGUGUUUGUGCUAAUCAUCAUACAAGGCACCACGAUUGGUGGUACACGAUUUCCGACAAGUGAUGAAAAUUCCAAUGAAGAAUAUACUUAUGUGGAAUACGAGGAAGAAGAAAGUAGUGAAGAAUCAACUUUGCCGCCAAUACCUACUACGACUUCCAGAGUUAUAUUAUCAACUGAGCUGGAAACGGAAGGACCAACUAUAGCUAAUGAGUUUGAGUGCCCCACGAAUUGUAAAUGCAAUAAGAAAAUCACCCUUGUUGAUUGCUCUCAUCAAAACUUGAUGCAAAUACCAAAAAAUCUUCCGCAAAGUACAGUUUAUCUAAAUUUAAGUCAUAAUUCAUUGAAAACGCUGAAUGUCAAUGAUUUAAUAAAUUGUGGCGAAUUACGACAGUUGUAUUUGAAUAACAAUGAAAUUGGAAAAAUCGUCAACACUGAAGAUUUUGCAAAGUUACCAAAUUUACAUCACAUCGACUUGUCAACAAAUGCCUUCAAACCACUUCAAGGCAAAGAAUUUUCCAAAGCCCGAGGAUUGCUCACAUUGAUUCUGACGGAUAACAAAGACAUUGUGACAUCAAAUGUUCCCAUUAUUCAAACUGAAAAAUUGAAAACAUUGUAUUUAGCAAAUUGUAGCAUAAAUCAAUUGCCGGAGAAUAUUUUCCAAAACUUAUCAUCAUUGGUGGCAUUGAAUUUGGAUAAUAAUCCACUAAAUUUGACUCAAGGCGUUAGUGCAUUCAAACCUCUAACCGAAUUACGAAGACUAUUCAUACCAACGGUGCCACGUCAUAUUGCAUUGAAUUUGUGCAAAAAUUUACAAGUUAUAGACAUCAUUAACUUAAGUUUGGAAAAUCAUGAUAUUAGUUGUUUUCUGCUAUUUAACAAUGCAACAUAUGAAGAGAGUACGAUCAGAACUGAUUUGUUUAAAACUCCAACCGACCCACCAUCAAAUUCGUCCAUAGUAGUAUCUACUACUGCCCCGACUUUGUCAACGCACAUACAAAAGGGAACGGAGGUCUUGAAACAGUACGCGAACGCUGCAGCCAACCAAGCGAAAACGACCUAUGAAAAAAUGUCCAUGAUGUACAUGAUUCUAUCUGGAUUGGUUGUAGUAUUGCUGGUUGCAAUAUUAUCAGUUUUCUGUAUUAUUGGAUCGCGCCAAUUGGGACGAGAAAUUUCAUACAGAAAGCAAAAUUAUCGAAAGUAUUCUGCUGGAAAUGUAACGGUGGAGAAUCCAAAUUACGAACGAUAUUUAAUUGAAUGUGAAAAACGACAAUUUACCAAUGAAUAACAAUGUUCUGAUUAGUAAAAUUGUACACUUAUUUGCAAGUAAA
Molecule: messenger RNA, 1518 nt
Organism: Contarinia nasturtii (swede midge)
Lineage: Eukaryota; Metazoa; Arthropoda; Insecta; Diptera; Cecidomyiidae
Product: leucine-rich repeat and immunoglobulin-like domain-containing nogo receptor-interacting protein 2
Exons: 7
Coding region: 165-1475 (436 amino acids)
Cellular component (GO): extracellular matrix
Molecular function (GO): protein binding
Source: RefSeq, a predicted model, not a curated record